GAUUGUAUUAGCAUGGAGGGCGGUCGUGUUAUUGAUGCUUUAAGAGCUUCACAUUGCAACGAAUGAGUACGAAAUUUCGUAAUAAUUCAGAACAGUGAGAAAUAAAUGCAUACAACUACGUGUGAGAUCAGUAUUGUGUUGCUGAACACUCAUAGAAAUUCGAUCUUUAAUUUUUUUAAAGAUUCUUCAAUGUGAUAUGCAUGUAAUCAAGUAUGAGUAAUACAGAUUAUGAUUUAUUCUCUGAAGAUCACAGGACACUUCUUGUUUUAGUCAGCCAGAUAGGUAAUCAAAUUAGCCAGAAAUCUUUCAAUAAAAUUUAUGAGAGGAUUUGCCGCCUUCAGUAUUUGAAAAUAAAUGAGUCUGGUGGCACACGUUGUAUUUGGUUGCGAUACAAAACCAGCUAUUCUCCAGAAGAUAAUGACUGGGGAGACUUCCAAACAUAUCGAAAGGUUCUGGGGCUCAUAUCUAUAGGAAAAUGCAGUCUUGACAGUGUUGAAGAACUAUGCGAAGAACAUAACGCGCUACAAGAAAAAUAUUCUAAUUCAGUAUUUGAUUCUCGUUGCCUUGUUUUUGGUACAGAUAGUGCUUCACCGUCCGAAAUCAGUGAAUCCUCUAAUUUCACUCUAGAAGAAAAGCCUGUUCUGCCAGAAUUUGUGCAGUCACCUGUGUUAGAAAAUGGGCAACAUGAUGUGUUUAAAGGGAGUGUUGAACCUAUACCGAAAAGCCACAAGAGGAAUGAAAGUGACAGUGGAAUAUUUAAUCAUAUUAACUCAUGUGAUCAUGAAAUUAUUCAGCUUAAUGGCACUAAAGAUUCUUUGCCAUUUUUAAACUGUAUUCAAGAUUUAAAUUCUUUGCCAAAUGGAAAUAUUUCAGAAAGCUUGGAUUUUACUAGUAUAAAUAUUAGUGAAUCAAAAAGAGAAUUUAGUGUAAAUAGUAUAUGUAGUUCUAGCAGUUCUUCACUGAGUCCUACUAUCGAUAGCAACAAUUCACCUUCCAGUUCAAAAAAGUUUCUAAUUCCCUCCACUGUAAAUUCUAUGAGUACGCACUGUGUAAUUUAUCCAGGUACUGACAACUGUGAUCAGUUGGAACAGGACAUCAAUGAGUUUAUUCAUUCCCUUUUUUGGGUCCUAGAAUCUAAGCGUUUAGAUCGGUCAUUUGAGAAGCAAGAUAAAAUACCACUUCUAACUGCCCCUUUUGAGAAGAAAAACUUUGUUGGAAUUGAUACAGAUACUAGGGUUUACAAAAAACGUUGCUUAGGUAGAAUGAAGAAACACAUUGGAGAUUUAGCACUGCAGGCAGGGUUGCCAUUGGAAGCAUUAUCACUUUAUGCUACUUCAGUUGAAAACCUGAAAUCUGGUCAGGAUUGGUUAUGGCUUGCGUCUGCAUAUGAAGGACAGUGUGCUGCUUCUCUUAUUUUGAUGUAUCCAUCUCAGAAUAGAAAUGCGUGUCUGCAACGAAAUUCUUCUGUUCCUGGAAUGCAUGCUGGAAAAAUGAGAAGUGCUCCUUCUAAUGCCAGUAGAAGUCUGCCUGUUGGUAUUGAUGGUAAUGAAUACAAACAUCAUGGAAAGAACAUCCUUAGUUUUGAAGAAAUUUCGGAAAAGUAUGCAGAAGCUAUUGCACAUUAUGGAAAGUAUCAAGGAGCUUGUAUUGUGGAAAUAGAAUGCAAUCUUAAAUUUGCAAGAGCUCUAGCAAUGCAAGAGAAGUACUUGGAAGCUGCAGAGUGUUUGAAAAAUGUGGUUUUUACAGCUUUACCUCAAACAGAUGAAGAAAAGAUGCACAGGUUUAAUGCUUUGGCUCAAAUAUAUACUGACAUUGGUUUUCACAGGAAGGCAUCAUUUUUUAAACGAAUUGCUGCUAUGCGUUGCGUUGCUCAGUCAAAUCCUAAUCCCAGUUGGACAGAAUGCUAUUAUUUAUUACUCCAGUCCUUUGAAGGAUUUAAGCUUUCUCUAGAUGCAAAAGAAUUUCCCAAAGAUAUAACCUAUGGGUGGCCUGGGAUUCAGGUUCAGAUGCUAUUUGAUCUUGUUGGUGUGUCUAAACAGAUGAAUAAUCAAGCAAUAGCUGUUCGUCAUAUGACAUUCCUACUACAUACACUGUUAAGCCAUUUGAGUCCAGCUGAGCAGCAAGAUGCAUGUUUACAACUUGAAUCUCUAACAGCAAAAUGUGAAGGAGCUCCAGUUCCUUUGACUCUUGAUAAUGGAUUAAUAAUACCUCCAGUAAAUCUUCUGAAUCUUCCACGUGUAAAAACUUUCAAGCUUCAGAAUCUUGCACCACAUUUAAGGCCUGUGAAAAUGGUUUCAAAUGAUUUAAAAACAGAUUCCGAUCAAGAUUCGAUCUUCAUAUUUUCUCCUAUUCCUAGAGAUAGAGAAAAGUCAAAGGAUAACAAGAUUGAUUUCAAAUGGGUGGAAGGAGAUGUUUCAGAAGUAGCACUACAAGUAUUUAAUCCAUUGCCCUUUGAGCUAAAAGUGACCCAUAUGGGUCUUCAGGCAGAUAAUAUUCCUUUUGAAAGCUUUCCAGCUUGUCUAUCUUUGCCUGCAGAAUCUGGCCCUUAUCCUGUUAAUUUGUUAGGUACACCUUUAAGUGCUGGUGAACUCCAAAUUUUAGGUUAUGCAACUCAUGUCUUGGGAGUGAAAAGCAAUUGCCGUUUGAGAGACAUUCCAUCUCUAAGAAAACAGUACUUUUCUAUUGAUGUUAUACCUCGGUUACCGCAGAUACAAGUUACAACUUCUCUUCCUAAAGCUUCCAUGUUUUCCUCUCUUGGUGAUACAAGUUACGUAGUUGUGAGCUCUGCAGUCACAAUGUAUGCUGGAGAAAGCCAAGAAUGCACUGUCACUCUGACAAAUAUUGGGAAAGAUCUUGUUGAAAGAGUUGACAUAAGUUUACAUUCUAAAUUAAACAAAGAAAAAGAAUCAUCAUUUUUUACUUGGAGCAAAGAAAAUCUCGACACACAGUUGCCUAUUGGGGUUGGAAAUGCUGCAAGUUUCACUCUCUACAUAAAUGCUAUUGGUGAUUUUGUUAACCCUAUCAAACUAAAACCAGAUUCCAGUGAUGUGAACCAUAAUAGUGCCAAAGGAUCCAGAUCUUCCUCUACUUCAUCCUUUAAUGGAACACCUAAUAGACGGAAACCUCGCACUGUCAGCAGCCCUGAGCCUUUUCCACCAAAGAUAGUUGAAGCUGUGCUUCAGAUACAGUAUUCUGGAGGCCCAGGCAUGGCUGCAGGUUAUUGUCGACAGUGUGCAGUUGCACUUACUGUAGAAGUUUUACCUUCAAUUGUCAUUACCAAAUGGGAUGUUCUUCCUUCAGAAGUACCUACUCAUUGUUAUCUAGUCCUUGACAUACUUAAUUCCACAACCCAUGAGAUGGAAGUUCUGUAUGCUUCUAAUAAAAGGAUACUUAUAGAAGCUCAUGACAUAUGCCGUAUUCCUGUUUCUGUGGAGAGAUGUCCAUUAUCAGCUGUUAGAGAAAGUUAUGAUGUAUUUUUGGACAUCUGUGGCAACCAAAGAAAAUCCAGCAUAUUGUCUGCAUGUCGUGAUCAUUUAGUGAACUUAGUUGAUCUUCAAUGGACAUUAUCAUCAUUAGAAAUUUGUGGCCGAGCUUCAAUUUCAGAUAUAACAUGGACAGAUGUUAUGUUGAGUUUCAUUUUAAUGUCACCUAUUCAGUGGGAUAUUUUGUUGAAUGGAAGAACCUUUAAAGCAGAAUAUGAAUUCAACUUUAUUGCAGGAGAUUUAAUCACUCUGAAUAUUAAACUACAUAAUGUUUCUGAUAUGGCUCUUAAUUCUUUACAUCUCUUUGUACGAGGCUACCAGGAUCAUCAGAAUGGCCAUCAGAGUUAUCGUUUGGAAACAAAAAGAGCUGUUAUUGGGAGUGAGAAAAUUUUUAUCAAGGAGAUUCUACCCCAUGAAAUUUAUUGUCAUGAAUGUGGCUUUGUUUUUUUUCAUGCUGGUGUCUAUAAAUUAGACAUACUUUGUAGCCAUAAAGAUCAAGGUAUAUGGCCUCAGAGUAGUGGUGAUUCUGACUCUACUAGUUCUGAUAAAAGUAAUGUAUCAUUCCCACCAUCAUGGAAUGGUGACAGCAGCUGCCAAAUGCAAAAAUUUGCACCUUCAAUUGAUAUCACUAUUCUUGAAGAUUAAAAGACAUUAAUAUAUAAAAUAAUUUUAUGACCUGUUAAUUUAGAAUUACUAUUUAUAAAUUGUAAUUAUAUCAAAAGUAAGAGAAAAUGUUUCUCUUAAAAUUUCAUUCUACUGUAUAUUAUGAGAGAGCCUAAAUUUGAAGCAUUUUUUAGUUUUUAUGUUACUUAAUGAUUUACUUUUUGAAGUUUCAAUGAUGCGUUUAUUGUAUUGCAAAGUUGAAGCUUUUAACAAGCAAAAUACUAUAGAGAUGUUACAUUAGACUUUUUAUGAAGAUCAAUGAUAUUUUAAUUUGCAUAACUAAAAAUGUUGAAGCUUUAAAGAGAAAGAUUAUGCUUCUGCAGAGUUAUGAAAAAUAUAAGAUUUUCAUGCUCCUGUAAUAAAUCAUUUGAAGUUUUAUUAAGGUAAUCAUUAUAUAUAUUCAAUAAUUUUUAAUUAAUCAGUUAUUCACUAUUAAUACAUGUUUUAUUUUAUUCUUUUAUGAAUUGCAUGAAGGCGUGUAAAAAACUACUUUAGGAUUUGAGAAACAGUUUCUUAAAUAUCAUAAAAUAACUUACUAGGAAUCAAUCAUGCUUCUGCUAAUGCAGCCUCUGACAAGGAAUUUUCAUAGAGCAAUAAGAUACAUAAUUUUAGUUUUCAAAAAAAUAAUUUUCAAGUUGUUAUCUGGAAAUUGAUCUCUUAGUAAUGCUAGUUCAAUUUUAUUUAGCUCUCCGUUGUGUGAUUUCAUUAAUGAAAAUAAGGAAGUAUCUUGAAUAGUUGUAUUAAUUUUGUUAGUUUUUAUGAAGAUUUUAUUGUAUUUUGUCACAAUACACCAUAAAAUAUUAAUGCUUUAUUGUGAAUCAUUUUUCCCGUAAAUAAUUUAUUUUUUUGUGUGAUAAACGAAUAUUAGAAUUUUAAAAAAGAUGAAAAACUGUAUAUUAUAUUAUUUCAAUUCAAGUGUAAAUCAUUUUGGAAACCUAAAUCAUUUUGUAAACCUAAAUUUUGUUCUAAAUUAUUGAAAGUUUGCUCAAUAUUGGAAAAACGAUGUUUGACAUUUUAUUAGUUUUUCUGCUAUUAUUUCUAAACCUUUCUGCUAUGUGCAUAUUAGCCAAAAAAAGGAGGCAUUUCUUUACUUAAUAGUGUGAUAAUUAACUACUCACAUUUGCCCGAGAAUCUUGCAAACUCUGUGAAUACUUCAGUGAUACUUGUUUUACAACAGUUAAGAAUUUUUGUAAGAAAACGAAAAAAUAUUUAUAUUCAUCAUAACCCAUAUUGGUUAAUUGCAUAAAAAUACAUUGUUACUAUAGAGUAAAUCCCAAGAUUUGUAUAUAAUAACACUAAAAAUUAAGUUAUCACUAGCAUAUGUACUGAAAAAAUGUUUUAUGUGCUUCAUUUUAUUCAUGGAGUUUAGAUUCAUAAAUUAUCUUUACAAUGUAGGCUGAUUAGUUCAGUAAUUUGUACAAAAUAUAGGUUCCUUAAUAGUCAUUAAUACAUUGUCCAGCUAUUUUGAAAUUUCUGAAACAUUAAUAAUUAUUUAAUAAAGUAAGUUAAUAUGAAGCAUGGUGUAGUUAGUGUUGUGUUAUUUGGAAAUUAUUAUUAGUUUGUAGAUAGUGAUUCAAAUGAACGUCUUGUCUUGCAGCUUAGCCAUGCAUUAUGUAAAGUUGCAUUUUUAUCAUUUCUGAUAAUAUUAUAGAAGACUUAGCAAAGGAGCUUAAAAAUUUCUAUGUAUUUAUUUCAGUCGUUAAAAUCCCAUUUAUUAGUAGUGUCUACAAAAGGUAUUUGAAUGCAUGUUUUAUUAAAUUAAUUGGUACAUUUAUCUAGAUAAUCUACAAAUUUCAAGAGAUGAUGUAGUAAGUAAUUAUAAUUAAAAUUAUUUUGAAAGGAUUUCAUAAUCUUGAGAAGUCAUACUAAAUGUUGCAUUGCAUUUUAAAAUCAUUUUGUGGUGUGUUCUAAUUGUUUUUUAUAGUACGUUUUGUAUAUUCUGAUUGUUUGUGAUAUGUGUAGUGUAUAAAAUAUCCGAUUGGAUCAACAUUUUUGCUAGAUCAUUUUUUUUUAAACGGGAGUAAUUUUUCUAAUUAAAUUAUUCACUUAAAAGUUCAAUAAUUGAACUCUUUGAAUAACAUGCAAGUUUGUCUGUGAUGAUAGUAAUUAUGUGAUUUGUGUGUAAUUAUUUUAUUCUUUAAUUAUUCUGUUUUGUGUGGAAUCUGUUAAAAAUCAUUUUAUGCGAGCACUUUUGUUGUGUACUUUCAGAAAUAUUAAGUUCAGCUUCUAAUACUGCAUAUACUAAAAAGUAUGAAACACUGUUUAUAACAAAAAGUUUAGUAUGCAACUUAAAUGUAAGCACUUAUGUACUAAAAAGCAUAAGUAUAUAAUCUUAUUAUACUUAGUAAUGUUGUUUAAAUGUAAUUUUUUUAAAAAAACUUUGAAAAUGACAUUUUUUCCUUCCCCUUUUCUUAGUAUUAACGUAUGUAUUGUUUGUAAUAUUUUUUAAUAAUAGAACUCAUUAGUAAAAAUUUCUAAUGAUUUCAAAAAAAAUUUUUUUUUACAUUCUGUAGUUAUUCAUAGAAUUCAUAAUUAAGAAUCUGAUUUAUUGUAAAAGUACAUCUGUCCUUCUAAAAGAUUAUUCGAUUUUGUGGAAGCGCGGAAAAUUUUAAAAGGAUUACUGUAUGAAAUAUUUAAUAUUUUCUGAGCAUAAUGCUUCUUUCGAACAUUUCAUAGGAAUGCUACUGUGAUAGUUACUGUAACAAAUGCAAUUUAAAUAACAAUCAACAGAGUUAUCUUUAAAGUGAUUUAAAUAAUACAAUCGUAUAUUUUUAAUUCAUUGUGAUUUUUCUGUAUUUAAUAUCAGUGCUGUAUUUCUUUGUUGUGAUAUCACUUGUUUGUAUUUGAUAAUGAACUGUAUUUUUUUAACCAUUAUUUGUAUUGCUCAGCUUGAAAGUGAUUUUGCAUUUCUGAAUUAGAUUUUAAUAUAAUUAAAGUAAUUUAAAUCAUUUCAUUUUGUUAAACGUAUCUUUGAGUAAAUGUUCAUUUUUUAUAUGGUGACUUAAAAAAUGUUAGAUCAGAGGAAACUUUCAGUCACUCAAUGAUAAAGGCCUCAGGUAUUAUUCUAAAACUAAAUAUUUUUUAUGUUUCUUCUGUACCUAAAUACCAAGCUAAAUCUGUUACGAUGAAUAAUUGAGUAAAACUCAAAAGUGAAUGGGAUGUUUUAAAUACCUUGAGUUUAAAUACGAAAUUGAGAUACAAAAUGUUUGGGUACUGAGGUAACAAACAAGGUAAAGCUAUAAUUUUGGCAUAUUUUGCUUGUAAAAGUCCUGGAUGAAGAAUUUUAUACCUUAAGAAGAUAAAAAUAUAAAAUUGAGAAGAGUACUGUAUUAAUAUAGGUUAAAAAUAUCUGUAAUUUCUUUUGACAUGGAAAAUUAUAAUUUUUCAUUGAAAUUUUUUGAAAAUCUGCGAGAAAUAUGGGCGAGAUUGAAUGUAAGCAGAUCUACUGUUCAUAGCUCAAUUUCAAAAUACCAUAGUAACAAAUUUAAUUAGUGAAAGACACCAUGCAGGGGUCAAAGAUGUUUCACUGAAUGCAAAGAAAAGCAAAUCAUUAGAAAUGUUACUUGUAAUCCUAAUCCCAUUGCAGUCAAACUGACUUUAGAAGACCAAAAUAUAUUUAGCUAAUGAAUAAUUAUCCUCUAAUGAAGAUACUUUUAUGUAUAUUUUAAGAAAACAUAACUUUCACUGGCUGAAUAAUUGUGGGGGGGGGAGGAAUCUGUGUAAAGUGAAUUGAAGGCAAGAUUACAUUUUGCUAAGACAUAUAUCAAAAUGCCAGAAGAUUUUUAAAAAUUGAGUAUACUUUUAGAUGAGUGUAACUUUAGUAUUUAUGGGAAUGAUGGAAAGCAAUGGUAUGGCUAAAAGCCUAGUGAUGAUCUUCAAAUGAAGAAUCCUCUUCAGUCAAAUAUGAUGAAAGUAGCUAAAUGAUCUGAUGUUAUAUGAGUAUUUUCCAGCAUUGAAAAUUUUAUUAUAUUUUGUUGACGACAAAACAGAUAAAUUUAUGCAUUUUUAUAUUUUAAAAUAAAACUUGAUCAGGACAAUGAUCCCAAAACUAACGCUUAUUUUUCCAAAUUGUGGACUUCAUAUAAUUAUCCAAAUAUAAUUAAUGUGCUUGCAUAGAGUUCAGACCUCUAUACUGUUUGUUGAGAAUAAUUAGGAUAUUUUGCAAGAUAGAAUUAAUAAAUUUAAAAUUUCCUCUUAAAAAAACUUACCACGGAAGUAGAAAAAGCAAUCAAAUUUCUGUUUGAAUCUUCUAAAAUCUAUUCUAAAAAGACUCAGUGUAGUCACACAAAAUAAAAAAAAAAGCACAGUGCUUAGUUAAAAUAUGUUUGAGUUUUUAAAAUAUCUUUGUGUACCCCAAUGUAUUUUAUGUAUUUUUGACUAUCACAUUCUCUUUUCUGCAAAAGAAGUCUGUAGUUUGUAAAUUACUUAACAAUAUUUAAAAAUAAUUUUUCAGCUAUGGCAUAUAAGAAAAGCAUUUAAUUUAAGUUAGCUAUUUAAUUAUUCUUUCAAAAAUAUCUGAAAGCUUGUUGUGCCCUAAUAAAUUUUUGAAUCACUCUAAGUGUAUGUAAUAUCGCACAAUCGUAUAGAAAUAACCAACAGAAAAUUGUGUUAUAUUACAGUGCCAAGCUCACUUUUGCUUGUUUGUUGAUCUAAUGAGGAUUUCCUUCUUUUCUUCUCUUUUGUUGAAGGGUAAAAAUAAAAAAUAAAAAAUUUAUAAUUUUGUUUGGUUUUUGUCACAGUACUCUUUGUCUGACUUUUUUAUCGGCUAAUGGAAUUCUGAGCAGCUUGUAUAGGUGAAUCAUUUAAAUUUCAAAAGUUUUGAGCUUUGUGAUAAAGUUAUAAUUUUUGUAUAAAUUUGCAUUGAAUGAUAAAAUUUCUAGUAUUUUGUAAUUGCUAAAAUUUCUAGUAUUUUGUAAUUUGUAAUUGCUGCUUUAAUAAAUCAACACUGGGUUUAUUAUAAUUUUUCGUUUAACUUAACACAUUUUCUUGGUGUAGUGUUGCUUUAUUAACAUUAGGUGAUAUUGUGUAAAUUUAUUCACUUUUAUCAUAAGAGUAGCUUUUCAUGUGUUUGCUUUUCAUGAUAUUGAAAGGAAAAGCAAACACAUUAUAACAUCAAAAUUGAAUUAUCAUAUCAAAGUGAUAAGCUGCAUGUUUAGAAGGGAGAAAGAAUGAGAUUAUAUUGAAUUUAAUUUAGAACAGUUGCAGUCUUAAUUCUUGAAACUGCCUCUGUGCUUUGUAAUAAAAAUAAGCAUCAAUUAAAAAAUUUGGAUGCCUUCAAAUAAAGUGAAUAAAGUGCUGUAAUUAUUAAAUGUCCUGAGCUAAAGAUCCACCAAUCAAAUAGAAUGAAAUUGUUUCUGAGUCUGAAUUUUUAUAAUGAAAUGACCUCAUAUGUUUAACUGUGUGGAAUAAUGUAUCUUUGCCAUAAAUCGGGUUAGAAAAAUAUAUCUUUCUGGUGUAAAGUGUAACUAAUUUCUUAAAUGGCUGGUGAUUAACAUUAUUGUUGUGAAUCAUGUAUAGGCAUAUGAUCUGGUGCUGUCACUUAACAAUCAUGCAUUAAUGUGUGGGAAGGUUACAUGUUAACUCCGUUUGUACACUUGUCAGUUUUUGGAUGAAUUUUGUAACCUACUCUGACAGCAAAUGUGUCGAUAAACUCCUUCAUGGCAAGGAAUAAAAUUAACAUAUAGCAUGGUUGUAUAAUACUGUUUUCAUUGGUAAAUAAAAAAAAAAAAAAAAAAAACAAUAUUAUGUGAGUUACCAAGAUCUAUAAAAUAUUUUAGGCAGGUGUUCUGGGUUUCGCAUUUAACUUACUGGAUCCUAAAUUUCUUUCAUAUUACAUUGUUUGUGUGCUGAGUGCAGCGAUCCAAAAUUUUUCUUUACCUCAUGUACUGUUAAGAUACAAAGAAUUAAUACAUAUAAGGCACAUAUAGUUAUGUUAUACACUGGUUUUUAAGUUCAUAAAACUUUUUGAAAUUGUUUUUAUAGUCAUCCAAACAUUUAAAAAUUUUCUCAUUUUGUAACUGCAGUCUCUGUAAGACAACUGCUGAAGGGACUUGAAUGGGACGAUCCCAUUUCAAAGCUCUUAGAGUCUCUUAAAGAGAAAUAAUAAAGUGCAGUGUAUUUCUCAAUCCCACUCAAUUAAUCUCUGAUGUCAAUAAAGUUGUGAAUUAAUUACUAGCAGCGAAUGAGGUAAAUAGAAAAAAUUGUAGUACACGUAAUUUUCAAAGUAUUAUACUUGAAUAUUGUAUUAAAUAUAAAAGAUAUUAUAUGUAAAACAAAAACAUAUUAAAAAAAAGUGAUAUUCAAACUUUUAUUUAGUAAUUAAAAAAAAUAUCAUUGCAUAUCAAAAUAAUUAAUACGUAAUGUCUACCUGUCUGAUUUAGUUAAUCAUUUUCUUUUCCAAAGUAGUUUGAACUUUUAAAUAAUUCUGUGAUUUUUUACUAACUAUAAUUUAGUGUAAGUUUCUACAUUUCUCCUUUGUAAGAGGUCUUCUAAUUCUAAAUAUGAUUAUUUUACUUUUACUUAAAUGAAAAAUCUGGGAGCCAUUUGGACAUUGGUUUGUUAAUAUGGUUAUGAACUGCACAGACAAGAAUUUUUUUAAAAAAAUGUUAUAACCAGCCUAGGAAGUGGUGAAUCAUUUUUAAAGAAUGCUGUGUCAUAACCAAUGAAUCAAACUUGUAUGAUAAAUAACACCAUCAUAAAAAAGGAUAGAUUAAUGAUUAAAUGUCGUUUUUUGUAGAAAUAGUUUUGUCAUUGUAAGAAUUAGAAAUUUAGGAUCUUGAUUAGUCAACUAAUAGGUGUUCUUGGAUUUCAUAAUUAAUGUCUUUCUUUCUCAGAAAUAGCUGUUGUGCACAUUUUAAUUGCUUCCAGACUAUAUGUCAGUGGUGAUUAUACUAAAAUUCUCCUUCGCAAAAAAAUUUCUGAUGAACAAAACUACUUUUCAAUUUAUUGUCUCGUAAGGAAAGAUUUUAACAAGUUGUUUAAAAAACCGACGGCCCAGUGCUGCAGUAGCUAGCACAUUGUGCAGCAGCACCACAGGUCCGGGAUUCGAUUCCCAGGCUGGGCAAGACUCGGCCUUUCAUGCCUUGAAUUUAUCGGUAAAACGAGUACCAAGUUCACUUGGGGACUAAAUACUGGGGUCCUGCAACAAGCUGACUUCUUGUCCAGGUCAUAUGCUUAUGCAUCCUGAGAAAAGCAGAUAUCAGGGCACUGCAGGCCAUGGUCUGCUGGGGCUGUUGCACCACUGCAUUUAGUAUUAUUGAAGAAACUGAUGUCCUUUUCUAGAACUUUUUUGUGAAACUUAAUUUAUUAUUAAGUUGGGAGUUAAGGAAUUUGCUUAAGGCAACUAAGAUUCUGCUCAGAAAUUUUUUUAAAUUAAUAUUGGAUUUUUAUCUUUUGGGUUAAAAUUUUUGAAUUCAGUAGUUCGUAUGAAUUCUGCUGCCAUAUAUGUAUCUGUGUAGUUCCUUUCACAGUGUAUCUUAUUGCUGGUAAUAAUGUCAGGUUAAAAUCCCACCAACUUCUUAUUUGCAUUGUCCAAAGAAAAUAUUGUCUGCCACUGAGAAGGGGAGAGCAGAAGAUUUUGUUUCGUAUCCAUUUAUGUAAUUAUUUGAUAUGUUUGGCCAACUUCAAGUAAUAUGCAUUUCUGUCUUGAUUGUGCUUUAUUCCAUAAUAAAUAACAUUUUUUAUUUUAAAUAUUUCGUCCUCAUGAGCUACUUUUAAAUUCCAUAAUUCAUAAAGACAAUAAAGAAGCUUAUAUGAACUUAAACUUUCAGUUACGUUGUGCAUUUCAGAAACUACAUGAUAGUUAACAUAAGUAUUAAUUUUACAAUUAGUACUGUAAAUUAGUUUAAAUGUGGUUAAUAUUUUAACUGAGAGGCAGAAUCACUUUAGUCACUUACAAGGCAUGUUGAUUUUUUGUAUAUAUUAUCCUAUUUAAAACAUUUUUUUAUUGAAUUAAUACCACCCUGAUGCACUGAAGCUCAUGAAAUUGAAAAUUAAAGUAAAUAACAGAGAUUUAACUAAUUCAGUUUAAUAUUAGUUGUGCCAGUUUCAUGAAUGGAUCAUAAAAGAUUAGUGGUUCGAAGGGUUAAAUCACACUGCUAGCGAAAGUGAACUGAAAAACUGUACUGCCCAUUCAUUUUUUUUAACUGCUACUGUACUAGGCAACCCUAUGAUCUAACCAAAAUAUGAAAUUACUUGAGUAUUUAUAAUGGAGGAAAAAGUCAUGAACUUCAUGAAUUGUCAUAAAAUUUGAAACUCGGAAUCUCACUGUUACAGGUCUUAUAUUCAGAAUUUUGAAACUAUGGUAAUUUUAAUAUACAAUUCCCUCCUCAUGUGUUUGAGGCAUAUCUGAAACACAUUUUAUUAUAGAAUAUAUUUUGCAAUUAUGUUUUAAAGUCCAUAUUUCAAAUUUAUAACUAUUUCAUCAUAUGAAAUCAAUCUCUUUCAUUUUCUUAGAACAUGACCGAUACACUUAUUUUAUUCACCGUUAGUACUUAAUAAGUAAAUUUAUUGCAGAUAUCGUUGACAAUAAUGCACUAAAAUUUAAUUAUUGGUUUUUAUGUAUCUUUUGUACAUGUGUUGUAGUAAAAUGUAAUUGCUAUGGUUUAAUUUGUGUAACGCAACUCUGUGGUACCUGUUACCUCCAAAAAAGUUCAUUAUAUCACAUGUUGAAUGCAGUCACUGUCAUAAUCAGAGUGUCAUUCAUUGGAUUUUUGAAACUGUAUUCUUCAGCAUUCUGCAUUUGAAAGGAAUUUCUCCAUUGUAUGUUUGUAUUGUACCUCUCAAUAUAUUUCUGCUGCAAUUGUAUUACUUUUUAGGUAUAAUUUUUAUCAAAAUAUUAGCCUGGGGUUUUGUUUUAAACUAUUUUCUGAUGUAUAUGGUAUUAAAAAGUACCUCAUGAAAACUAUAUUUGUAAUUAAAUAUUGCAAUCAAUAUUUGUAAAUAUGAGAAAUGUUUAUAUAGAAGAAUGUAAUGACCAUUUUGUAACUGGUUAUACAUUCAUCAUAAGCUCAUUCCAAGUCAACUUAAGAUUUGUUGUAUAGUUGAUUGUUAACAUAGUUGUUAAAAAUAUACAGUUACCAUUCAUUUUUAAGGAAUGGCUAUUGUAAAUAAUGAAAUAAAAGAAAAUAUAGAAAUUAUGUUUUGAAA
Stegodyphus dumicola is the source of this 13292-nucleotide messenger RNA. It is a transcript of the gene brun, whose product is annotated as trafficking protein particle complex subunit brun. The record is from RefSeq and is a predicted model, not a curated record. Gene Ontology annotation, cellular component: trans-Golgi network. Lineage: Eukaryota; Metazoa; Arthropoda; Arachnida; Araneae; Eresidae.